Molecule: messenger RNA, 306 nt
Organism: Lathyrus sativus (Indian pea)
Lineage: Eukaryota; Viridiplantae; Streptophyta; Magnoliopsida; Fabales; Fabaceae
Source: the annotation of a GenBank genome assembly
AUGGAUACUGUGUCUAAGAAAGAUGGUGUUAAUCGGUGUGUAAACAACCCUGUGGCUGUGGCUUCUUUGGAUUGUAAAAAGGUUGAUGAAGAUCAUGUAAAUGGAAAAAAUGACAGUGAUUCGAAUGAUUUGUUGACACUCCCCAGAAAAGGAGGAAUGUCACGGAAAUUGAAUAAGAGUAAGACAAGUAAGAGAGUGCAGUGGAAUGAUAUGAUUGGAAACAAGCUUGUUGAAGUGUUGGAAUAUGAACCAAGUGAUGAUAGUGACUCGGAGGAUGACGAUUCUUGUAUCUGCUCAAUAAUGUAG